AUGGGUGAAUUGGUCAUAGUUUGCUGCCAUGCAAUUUGCGUUGAUACCUCCAAUCCGUAUGAAGAACCGAGUUGGCUGCUAAAGCCUUUCCAGCGGUCCAAUCCUUCUACUGGGAAGCCAGGUGAACAUGAGACUUUUCUGCUGCAUAUCCAGGCCGGAGUGAAUGCCCUCCGUCGAGAAGGCACCGUUCUCGUCUUCUCGGGCGCAAAGACCGAACGGGAUGCGCCCUCGAGCGAGGCUGCUAGCUAUCUGAAUGUCCUCAUGCAGUGCUUCGGAGAGUCUGACUUUGUGCAACAAGCCAUGGCAGAUGGCAGAAUUUUGUGUGAAGACGCCGCAACGGACAGUUACCAGAACCUGCUCUUCUCUCUCGUCAAGUACUAUGAAGUUGAAGAGGCGUGGCCACAUAUGAUCACUGUCAUUACACAUGCUUUCAAAGAGAAUAGGUUUCUUGAUGGCCACGCGGUUGCACUGGAACUGCCCAAAGAGAUGAUCCGCGUGCAAGGUAUCAAUCCUCCAUUUCCCCUCUUGGAAUCACGAGAAGUACAACGAUUCGAGAAGGAGACUGUAGACCUUUUCUUGAGAGAUCCUCACGGAGUUCGUGAGCCUCUGUUGUCCAAAAGAGUAGCAAGGGGGUGGUGUACAAACUACGAUCCGCUUCGUAAUAUCCAAGACCCGUCGGUCAGAGAUACAGUAAGAAAUUGGCUGGACCGAUGUGAGCGUGUAGAACAUGACUCCUUACCAUGGAUCACCAGGUAG
Molecule: messenger RNA, 756 nt
Organism: Aureobasidium namibiae CBS 147.97
Lineage: Eukaryota; Fungi; Ascomycota; Dothideomycetes; Dothideales; Saccotheciaceae
Exons: 3
Coding region: 1-756 (251 amino acids)
Cellular component (GO): cytoplasm
Source: RefSeq, a predicted model, not a curated record